AUGAUGCUUGAGGCACGCUCAUACCAGGAUGGCAGCCUUUGGUUCUACGCACCAAAUAAAGGCGCUCCCAUCGUGUUCGCGAUGGUUUUCGCAGUCUCUGGCGCUAUCCAUUUCUACCAGACCAUGAAAUAUAAAUCAUGGAAAGUUACCGGCCUUUUGCCUUGGUCCGCCCUCCUCUUCACCGGAGGAUUCAUUACUCGCAGUGUUGCUGCUUUUGGACAAUGGGGUAACUUGAACCUGUAUAUUGCUAGCACUGUUCUAUUGCUCGCUGGCCCACCGGUAUACGAGGGUGCCAAUUACUUUACCUUGGGCCGGAUCCUAUACUAUAUUCCAUAUCAUUCACCUAUCCAUCCUGGACGGGUUUAUUCAACUUUCAUUGCCCUUGGAGUUAUAAUCGAGGUCAUAACUGCCAAUGGUGCCGUCAAACUUGCUAGUUCCAACUCUACGGCGGCCGAACAGAAUAUUGGCAAAGGACUUCUGAAGGCAGCUUUGAUUUUACAGCUCCUCUUAAUGGCAGCGUUUGUCGCGCUUGCGGCACGUUUCCAUUCCAACUGCAAAAAAGGCGGAGUGUUGAAUGAUAAAAUAAAGCGCUGUCUUAUUGUUAUGUAUAUCAGCUGUACGCUUAUCACCAUUCGAACGAUCUACCGUACCGUGGAAUAUUUCACCGCUGCCAGCCUCAACACUUCCACCAAUCUUGACAAUCUCAGUCCUAUAUUGAAGCAAGAGUGGUUUUUCUGGUUCUUCGAAACGGCGUUCAUGUACACCAAUACCACUAUGCUGAAUGUGUUUCAUCCGAUGCAGAAACUACCACGAUCGAACAAAAUUUACCUUACUAAGGAUGGCAUCACUGAGAUUGAAGGGCCGGGGUAUGAGGAUCCUCGUCACUGGAUUCAGACAUUUAUCGAUCCUUUCGAUGUAUAUGGCCUUAUCACAAAGCGUGAUAGGGGAAAUAUCUAUUGGGAAACAAACCAGGAACAAGACAAAGCUGGCCCUACCACACAGGAAGCUUGA
This is a messenger RNA of Penicillium angulare, 1011 nucleotides long. Its product is annotated as putative RTA1 domain protein. The coding region runs from base 1 to 1011 and encodes 336 amino acids. NCBI's taxonomy places the organism in Eukaryota, Fungi, Ascomycota, Eurotiomycetes, Eurotiales, Aspergillaceae. The transcript is spliced from 4 exons. Gene Ontology annotation, cellular component: membrane. The record is from RefSeq and is a predicted model, not a curated record.